Messenger RNA from Caenorhabditis briggsae, 348 nucleotides. Bases 1 to 348 code for a protein of 115 amino acids. Gene Ontology annotation, cellular component: sensory dendrite. The transcript is spliced from 4 exons. Lineage: Eukaryota; Metazoa; Nematoda; Chromadorea; Rhabditida; Rhabditidae. The record is from RefSeq and is a predicted model, not a curated record. Gene Ontology annotation, biological process: sensory perception of mechanical stimulus; taxis; proprioception.
AUGGCCAAGGAUUAUGAAGAAUAUUCGGAUUUCGACGAGGAGCCCCAAGCCAGAACGGAGCAUGAGAAAAUUUCGGCAUUCGGAUAUCAGCACCACGGAUUCUUUCGAGCAGAAAUUCCAAUUAUGCCUCUGACCCUCGCGGUUUUUUGUUGUUUUCUGAAUAUGGUCGUUCCGGGGACCGGCACUUUUUUGAGCGGGAUUUCGUUCCUCCUCUUCCCCCUACUCAUCGGUUUCGUUUGGAGCGUCAUCUGGGGCAUCAUGUUUAUUCAAAUCGCUCGAAACUGGUUCAUCUCUGACCUCCAUCAUCGAACGGACUUUUUGACGUGGUGUCCGUGCAGUAAUUGGUAG